Tetrahymena thermophila SB210 is the source of this 237-nucleotide messenger RNA. RefSeq lists its product as hypothetical. NCBI's taxonomy places the organism in Eukaryota, Ciliophora, Oligohymenophorea, Hymenostomatida, Tetrahymenidae. The transcript is spliced from 2 exons. The record is from RefSeq and is a predicted model, not a curated record.
AUGGAAUAAAUUUAUUUGAGUUACUUAAGAAAGAGUACUCUUGAAAUAAUUUAAAAAUUCUAUUUAAAUAAAUUAUUCUUAAAUUAUUUAAAUUUUUUAAAAUAAUAUAAACCAUCCAUUAAAAUGAGUACUAUUGAAACUGAAGAGUUAAGUUUGAAUAAUCUUUGUUAGGAGGGAAAUUUUUGUUAAAAAAUAUUAAACAAUUUUGACAAAUUAUUUGUAAAAAUGCAGUUGUGA